CUCUUGAAAUAUCUCUUUCUCAAUAGAACUUCCAAAGGAAAUGAAGUAAGUCUCUAACAUUCUCACUUUCUUUUGCCUCAUAGCUCUCCUAUCCCAUAUAACAUUCUCAAGUGUUAGCGUGGUGGAAGGUAGAAACACGUUGGAGCAUGAAGCCAUGUCGCAUGUGAUUAACCAAAAGACUUCUCCAUAUGUUGUGCAUCCGCAAAAGGUUCCAUGCGCUGAUUGCACUUGGCCAUGUGAUCCUGUUGUAGUUGGUGAAGGUUGUAUAUGUCGUUGCUAAAAUUUCCGUUUCUAUCAUAAUUUCGCCAUAUAUAAUGUGUUGGACCUUCGAUAAAAAUUAAAUAACAAUAAAAUUAUAUUUAUUAUUGAUUGCUCGGAGAAAG
Arabidopsis thaliana (thale cress) is the source of this 383-nucleotide messenger RNA. RefSeq lists its product as uncharacterized. Bases 155 to 280 code for a protein of 41 amino acids. The record is from RefSeq and is marked reviewed. NCBI's taxonomy places the organism in Eukaryota, Viridiplantae, Streptophyta, Magnoliopsida, Brassicales, Brassicaceae. The transcript is spliced from 2 exons.